CAGACAGCGAAGAUAUGAACAUGGUGUGGGGCACACGCCAGAAAUGACUACUUACGUGGGGGAAAACCCAUUUUUUUACAUGGAUUAAUGGUCAACACAUCACAAACCAGAGCGUAAUUCUUACGGAACGGCAGCCACGGCGAAAUAGAAUAUAGAAAUCUCACAUUCAAACACAUGAAAAGGAGCAGAGCAGCAGAAGAAAAUCAAAAUCAGACUGUCAUGGCGUGUGAUAGCUUGUCUUGACCAGCAUUGGAAGAAAGCAUCAAUUUUUUUCUAUACCCAUGCCAGCAAUAUAAUACUACAGCACCCCGAGGUCUGGUCUUCUUAUUCAGAGGCAGUUUUGAAAGGCGUGCUCUGUUUCUCCAAGAAGUUCGAGGUCAGUGGAUCGAGUCCCUUUCAGUCUGUUUUGGGUUCGUUUCUUUGCUGAAUGGGAAGUAAAGAGGUGGACAUUGAAGCCAUGGUGAGGAGAGAAGGAGGAGGUGGGGGGGACGAAAGGAUUUUGUCCAUUGUGUUGUCUACUUCAGAGCUUGCGAAGCUGGACCUCUCAAACAUUCAGCUGUUUCAGGCCAAUGAGGCUGAGAGCAAUGGCCAUAACGAGGGCAUUUACUUGAAUUCCGGGUCAGGUCCUUUCCCCAUUUUAGCUGGACCUGCAGGUCUGCCAGACCCAGUUGUUUUCAAGAGCAGAGCUGUAAUGGAGGCAGAGAACACUCGGGUCUCCGACUAUUCCGGGUCUCCGCCGGGUUGCAGACCUCGGCGGCCGCCUCCAAUGGCGGGCAUUAGCAGAAACAAGAACCAGACGGCCGUGCCCUUGCCUGAACCGCCGCAGGUCUCCAAGCCCCGAAUUGACCUAAAAUCCUCCCCUGCAUCAAAAUUUCUAGCUCAGAUUAUGCCAUGGGAGCUUCAGCCUUCACCCAUAACGCCCUUCACACCCGCUGCUGUUCCUUUCGAAUGGGAGGAAGCUCCUGGCCGGCCAAAGCCUUGGGCACCUGACAGACGAUCUCCUCGCCCUCUUCUUCACCUUCCUCCCCGCCUUCUUCCCCGAAAGGGCUUAAAUGGCGUUGCAGUUGAAUGCCCUAGCUCGGAACUGGGCACCCACCAUCGGCGGCCCGGGAGCUCUGGAUCAGCAGAUGAGAAACGGGUCAUAUCGAUCGGACCUGGGGACCCGCCGCCUGUUGGCUGUGUGUUGUCCUGUUUGGACUGCGAUCUGCCUUCGCCCCGGAAUUCGAACAGGGCUUCUGCGCUCAUCACCAUGCGGCGGAAGAAUUCUUGUUCCAAGCAGAACAGGAAUAGUUCCAGUAAGAGUAAUAAGCAAAAAGGUUUGAAUCCCGGCGGAGAGUUUCUGAUACAGAAGGAGGACCAUGAGUUGUGGGUGUUUGAGGAGGCUAAGAGUAAAGAGGCCGGAAAUCGUUAUCGGUCUCUGAAUGGAAUGAUUGCCGCUGCCAUGGGCGCUCAAACUGAGGAUCUUGAUUUGUCCCAAAGUGGGAGGGAUCUGUACUCGAAGAAUGUCAAGCCUAGCCCCAUUAUGAACCCCCAAUUUUACUGUCCCAAGAUGCCCCGGAGGACGAAACGGAAAUGGGUUCUCAGAAAACUUCGCCGGCCUGCCCGGUUUUUUAAAUCUUUCUUCAUGUCAGUUUGGAGAUCUGUGUGGCUCAGAAAAUCGAGGCACAACAGUAUUGGAAACUUAAAACACUCCUACCAAUCCCUUAGACGCUAAGACUUGGUAAUGACAAUGGCACGGAAGGAAACACCAUUCUUGUUAACACCAAGCAACAAAAAGGACAAGUUAGAGUCCAUUUUAUGAUCCUGUAUAUGUAAUGGAGGGCUUCAAGAAAUUCUUCUGGAGCAGAAAAACUGCAGCAUGAAAUUUCUCUGUGUUUUCAAAUGAUGCUUUCCUAUGAAGAGUAGAGACGUUUUAGGUUGAUCCAGAGAAAGGACAAAGUUAGAAUCCAUUUGGAAGUGCGCAAAUGCACAGGAAAGUGUGAUUAGGGGUGAAAGAAGUUACAGGGAUGAGAGGGCAAUAUGAAAUGCAUUUGAACAUGAAGCAUUGCAUGGCAUGCAUUUAUAGUGGUGAAUGUAAUAUACAAGUCUUUUGGGUUUCCGGAUAGCAAUGUAUAAAUUCAAUGGUAUUUUCAGUGUUCCUUUGAGUUUCGGAGACCUCAGAGAAAAAUGGAAAAAAAUUCUGAGACUCUGGGAGCCGUAGGGGAGGUUUAUGAAAGCAACAAUAUUUAUAUAUUUAAAAUCAGUUGAUAUAUAUUUUAUUGAAAUAAAAUUGAAUCAGCUUUAAGUUCAA
Messenger RNA from Cryptomeria japonica (Japanese cedar), 2290 nucleotides. RefSeq lists its product as uncharacterized. The transcript is spliced from 2 exons. The record is from RefSeq and is a predicted model, not a curated record. Bases 428 to 1714 code for a protein of 428 amino acids. NCBI's taxonomy places the organism in Eukaryota, Viridiplantae, Streptophyta, Pinopsida, Cupressales, Cupressaceae.